Messenger RNA from Aspergillus fumigatus Af293, 255 nucleotides. RefSeq lists its product as uncharacterized. The coding region runs from base 1 to 255 and encodes 84 amino acids. Lineage: Eukaryota; Fungi; Ascomycota; Eurotiomycetes; Eurotiales; Aspergillaceae. The record is from RefSeq and is a predicted model, not a curated record. The transcript has 2 exons.
AUGACGAUCGGCCAUCCCCAGAACCCUUACCAAAAAUGGUUUAGUGGACAUCACCGUGCCGAGGAUUCGAAACAUUGGCUUCGUUUCGAGACUCUGCGCCCCCUGUCUGCUCUCCGACAAGACGACAGCUCACCACACUGCCUCGUCACCCCCAUUAUCGUCACGCUGCAACUUCCUCUCGUCGAUCAUGGUCCUCGUCGCAGCGAUAGCUCCAUCUCGUCAAUUCUCUCGCCAGUGUUGAGCGUGUGCGCCUGA